Molecule: messenger RNA, 3283 nt
Organism: Chelonia mydas (Green sea turtle)
Lineage: Eukaryota; Metazoa; Chordata; Testudines; Cheloniidae
Product: C-type lectin domain family 4 member E
Exons: 11
Coding region: 1173-1838 (221 amino acids)
Biological process (GO): antifungal innate immune response
Cellular component (GO): external side of plasma membrane
Molecular function (GO): carbohydrate binding
Source: RefSeq, a predicted model, not a curated record
AACUUGUUCUUUCCCUAGUUUAGCCUCAUACCCUACCCCAUUUACACUGAUGUUCACUAUGUUAGUUGUCAGAUCAUUGCUGACCUUUUUGGCAAAAACUGAAACAAAAAAGGCAGUUAAUGCUUUGAUCAUUAUUGUAUUUUCUGUUGUCUUUCCCUCCUCAGUGGGUAAUGGGCCUACUCUAUCCUUCGCUUUCCUCUUGCUUCUAAUGCUUAGAAUGUUUUCUUGUACCCUUUAUGUCUGCAGCUAGUUUAAUCUCAUUCUGUGCCUUGGCCUCUUUAAUUUUGUCCCUGCAUGCUUGUGUUUUUUGUUUAUAUUCAUCCUUUGUAAUUUGCCCUAGUUUCCACAUUCUGUAUGACUCUCUCUUUUGAGUUUCAGGUCACUGAAGAUUGAAGGCAUCUGUUAGUCUGAGAAGUAGAGGAAGGCCCAUCAUAUGGGAUAUGUGUAAAAUGAAGAUGGACUGCAUAUAAUCAUCCUGCACUAGCCCCAGGAACUGAAUUGGAUGUCACCUAACAAGUCCUUUCUACUUCUAAUCUCUUCUCUUGCACAAGAAUCAUCUUCGGCUGAGGCUUAGGAAACAGAAAGCCUAUUUGGACAGAACCUCAAGCUGUUCCAGUGUCAAAAUCAAAGCAUAAUGUAGAAGAGGCUGUGGAAUCACAACAGGCAGAUAGAGAAAUAACCACGGAACCACUCAAAGAGAGCAAGUGAAGGAGAAACAGAAAAAGAAACAAGGUAGGAGAAGGGGUGGCAGACACUUCUGAUGGGAAGGACUCAGAAAGUGGCCAGUGUUGUACUCUGGCUCUAGGGAAUUAAAAGAUCAGUUUUAAAUGUGAUAAAUAUGAAUAUAUAAAGAAUGGGCGUCAGCCACACAGUCUCUGAAUGGCAGCAGAGAUUGUCUACACUGAGAUUAAGUUCAAGAACACACCACCACCUGCAGAGGCCAAAGCCCUGAGUCUCCUACACGGCGCCCACAAACACUACACGGUAACAGGAGUGGUCAGAGAGUGACUGGAGAAGAGAGUACAGGACAAAAGGAGUAAGGAAAAUGGAGCAGCUGAGAGUUCCGCUGGAGCUGAAGUUCUCUGGCAAUACAGCAGAACGGUCCCCUAUGCUGGUGGCUGCGUGUAUUCCCUGGAGUCACUGGUGGGGACAGUGAGGUUCUGGGAGAGGCCAUGAGCCCAACGGCGAAAUCCAGCCCAGGAACUGCAGGCCCCACAGAAGAGAGGAAACUCUGCCGCUGGCUGAGCCCCUGGGUCAUUCUUGUUUGUGUUCUUGUCCUCAAAGCCUGUGUCAUCUCUGGCUGCAUGGUCACUUUCCUCACGGGAAAUCUAAGCUGUGAAAUGCACAAGGCCCUGCCCCAGGGUUCUGCAGAGUGGCAUUGUGUCGUGGGGAGAGAUGAAGGGAAAGGGCGAGUCUGGACAUGCUGCCCCUUGGGCUGGGAGCCCUUUCAGGCCAGCUGCUACUACUUCUCUAAAGACAUCAUGAACUGGGAUGACAGUGAGAGGAACUGCACAGGGAUGGGCUCCCACCUGGUCGUAAUCAACACGGGAACUGAGCAGGAUUUCAUUUCCAAUUAUGUAAAAAGAACAGUUAUUGGAAUCAAAGUGGAGAAUUACUAUAUUGGUCUGGCUCAACAGAAGAAAGGCCAGUGGCACUGGCUGGAUCUGACUCCAUAUAACAAGACAGCAGUGUUCUGGAUACCUGGGGAACCAAACAACCUCAGUGUGGAGAAAUGUGUUGCUGUAGAUACAUCCCAAAAGGAGAACAUGAAUUGGAAUAACUUCCCUUGUAUCAUACCAUCUCAUCGAAUUUGUGAAACUGCAGCAACAAAUAUUUGAUGAAAAAACCCCUCAUGGUUGUGAAAUCAGAGAGCGAGCCCAUCCCUCACCAUGGGCAGCUCACAGAGAGAUCAGAUUGGAGGGUUUGUAUCACUGUGAGUCCGGGGCUGUAUAAUAUGCAGGAAGGUGGGGGUGGAAGUUACCGUGCUCAGUGGCAUGAACUCACCACAAAAAAAAUAUUUUGAAAAAAAUAUAUAAACUUCUGAAAAUGACUAAAGUAGAAGAAUACCAGACUUCAGCCAAGCUCUGUUUAUGAUGUCAUAAAACUCCCUGUGUCAUCACCCAACGAGUCCAGUGGAAAAGGUGGGUUGAGAACGGGAGAGCCAGAGGAUUUGCCUUAAAGUGUUGAAGGGAGAGUUGCUAUUCACUGUAUUAAUUCAGCCAAUGUUGCUAAAUGUAAUAACUUCCCUUGGGCCCAACACAUCAGUCCCCAAGAAUGGGUGUGCUGUGAAUGGGAGAGUGUUUCAUCAUGUCCAUGUUGCUCUGGUGACUGCUGGGUUUAACAAGAGAUUCAGCUUUCAGGAAAAAGAUGCAGGAGUAAAGGUCCAAAUCUCAGAGCUCUUUGUUGUUCCAACCUCACUGGAAACAUGUGUCUGUGCUUCCAGCUGGGACUGUUUAGAAGGCCACCCAGUUCAUUAUCCCUCUUCCAGAUUUAACUUCUUUUGUGAUGGAGCAGAACAAUUUAUACCCCAGAGCAGUGGUUCCCAAACUUGUUCUGCCGCUUGUGCAGGGAAAGCCCCUGGCGGGCCCGGCCGGUUUGUUUACCUGCCGCGUUAGCAGGUUUGGCCAAUCGCGUCUCCCAGUGGCCGAGGUUCUCUGCUCCCGACCAAUGGGAGCUGCUGAAAGCGGCGCAGGCCGAGGGACGUACUGGCCACCACUUCCAGCAGCUCCCAUUGGCCUGGAGCAGUGAACCACGGCCACUGGGAGCCGCGAUCGGCCGAACCUGCGGAUGCGGCAGGUAAACAAACCGGCCCGGCCCACCAGGGGCUUUCCCUGCACGAGCGGCAGAACAACUCUGGGAACCACUGCCCCAGAGAAAGGACAGGUUUUCAAUCAAGAGACUGAUCCUAGACCAAAUCUCCUAGAAAUGGAAAGGAUCUAUAAGCCCAGUUCUUUCCCACUGCCCAGGAGCUAGUGCUGGAUUGUCGCUGGUCGUGCAUUCUCCACAUCUUUGUCUAAUCCUAGUAUUGAAUGGCAGGAGCAAUGGCACUUCCACUACUUCCUCUGAGGAGACCGCAGGUCUAGAUCUCAUUGUUGUUGGGUUUUGAGGCAGAAUGUCGGAUGCUCUGUAUAAAGUUCUCUUUGUAUGUGUUUCACCUAGUGCUGUCCCAUCUCCUACUGCUUACUUCUGACUCUUUCUGCGUACGAUUCCCCUCCAGGAAUUCCCUGCUUAUUUCAGGACUGUGUCUACUAUUGUGUUUAUCUUAAUAAAGUCAAGAUGUAAA